Molecule: messenger RNA, 693 nt
Organism: Aureobasidium pullulans EXF-150
Lineage: Eukaryota; Fungi; Ascomycota; Dothideomycetes; Dothideales; Saccotheciaceae
Exons: 1
Coding region: 295-459 (54 amino acids)
Source: RefSeq, a predicted model, not a curated record
GAGAGCGCAAUCUCACAUUUACGUGAUAUCUAGAGAAAGGUGGCAUACGCAGGUUGGCCAGAAUAUCCUCAUCUAUGAUGCGGAGAAUACUUGAAGAUAUGGUAACGACCGUUUCUCUGGUCCCCAAAUUGCUGGUGUCCUUGUCGACAUCCACAGAUCUUCUCCCUGUAAGUCCUGACUCGAGACAGUAUGGGAGCAUCAUGACUUUCAACAAUCUAUGUUAGACGGACGCGUCCGGGAUAACAAGAUAGGCCGUCUGCACAUGUCCCGUCCUUCAGACCAAGAUACAAGGCAAUGGAUGCAGAGAGUCAGAGACUGAGACGAGUUCUUCCCCGCAUUGCGCUAUCAAGAGUUAUUGCCGGCCGGUUCGCUUGCACGGUGAUCGUCGUUGUCCUCAAACACAUGAAGGUCGAAGUUGGUAUAUCAGCGAGCUAUGGCCGAAUGGCGAAAAGUAGCUGAGCAACUGGCCGGCGAUCUGGGCAUUGGUUAAGGCAGACAGAAGCUGCGUAGAACAGUUGCAAGCCAAUUGACAGGAUCGAUAAGGAACACAAGGCCAUCAGCACGCUGAACGAUCAUCGACUCAUGAUUGAGCGCAUCGAAUAAGUCGAAUGUAGAGGCUCGAGUCAAGAGUCAAGAGGCCUUUGAGUCCUUCUAGACCAGCACCGGAGAAAGACUGAUAUGAAGUGGAUUCGC